Ceutorhynchus assimilis (cabbage seed weevil) is the source of this 2934-nucleotide messenger RNA. NCBI's taxonomy places the organism in Eukaryota, Metazoa, Arthropoda, Insecta, Coleoptera, Curculionidae. The record is from the annotation of a GenBank genome assembly.
CGUACAAAAUUUUCUUUAUUUUAUGUUUUAAUUACAAUUAUUAUUUUACUAAUUUAUAUUUGUAUUAUUUCUUAUAUUAUUAUUAUAUAUCAUCUAAGUCAAUGGAACAAUGAAAUCUACAGCAAAAAACCCGAAAAAGCAGUCUCGGAAAGUGAAAGAAACCAAAUUGAAAGUGCAACGAAAAAAUGCAACAAGUAAAAAAUCUCUUCCGAAAAAAGAAACUCAGAAGAAACUCGAUAAUUGGCUGAAUAAAAGUAGUCCUCAAGUUAUUGAGGCCAAAGUUACAAGAAGUGCGAAAAAUGCUCAGACUCAAACACAAAAGCAGCUCAGAACCAAUUUACCAACUUCAGACGAAAAUGAUGAAAACGAAGAUCAGAAUUCAACUGAGAAAAGCAAGCAUAGAAGAAAUGGAUCUUCUUUAACAUACAUCAGGUUAUCCAAGAAAGAAUAUAAAUGUACGAAAUGCAGUUUUAUUCAAUCAUCCUCAGGAGCUGUAAAGCCACAUUAUGACAAAGAACACGGCACAAAAAUCUACCAAUGCAAUCUUUGCCCGUUCCAAACCAAACAACAGUAUUACUACAGCAGCCACCUAAAAAUUCACACCCGUCCAGAUCAGAAAUGCCCUUAUUGCAAAAAACUCAUCAAAAGCCAAUGCUACAAAAUGCACCUGAAAACCCACGAACGUAAUGAUGAAUCAGAAUACAAAUGCGAUUUCUGUAACUACAAAAGCUACAAUCGAAGCAACGUUAAAAGACACAGUCUAAUGAUCCACAAGAAUCGUGAUGAAUUGCCGACUUUUAGUUGUGACUCUUGCAAAUACACUACAGUAUUGCCAGAACGCCUAAAUCAACACAAAAAAAAUGUUCAUUCAACUGAAGGUAUAUGGCGCUCAUGUAAUCAAUGUGAUUACAAAACAAGAGUAAAAGCUCACAUACAAAGACACAUGAACGAUGUACACACAGAAAAAAAAUUCCAAUGCGCCCAAUGUUCUAAGCUUUUCAGCAACAAAGACAACUUAAGAUACCACAUAGUAAGACGCCAUACUGAUGCCAAUCAAAGGGAAUUUUUCUACUGCGAAAUGUGCCCAAAAGAAAAACAAUAUAAAACACCCGAAAAAGGAAAUUUGAUUAGGCACAUUUUGACGCACCGGACUUUGGACGAAAUCGAAGUGUUUGCUUGCCACAAGUGUCCUUAUUUAGGCAAAUCGAAAAGUGCCUUAAAAAUUCAUUUUGUGAACUCGCACAUGCCUGAAAUGCAUGAGUUCAAAUGUCAGAUUUGUGGUUAUUCGACAAAUACAAAGUCUAGGUUUAAUUGUCAUAUGAGAGAUGUUCAUGGUAAACCUAAAGCGAGACAUAAAAAACAAGAUUUUGCAAAUGGAUCGAAGGAAAUUGAUGAUUCUGAUGUAGUAAUAAUGGAUGUUGAUAAUGAUGUUAUUAUUGAUAUCUCGUAAAAUUUGUUUGGUUAACAAGUAGGUUUAGUUAGUUAUGAUUUUCUAUGUAGAAUAUUGUUUAAACUUUUUUCAAUUCAUAUACGUAUUAUUGCUCAAUGUAUUAUUAGUGGUAUUUUGUUACAAAACAGUAUUGUGUAAGAAGUUCUCGACAACAAUGUGUUCAAAGUUAGAUCUAAUUAAAUAAUUUUUUGUGUUAAAGAAGAAAUUUACUGCCUUAUUAAGACUGGAAGUUGUUUAGGUUUAAGUGCAUGUCAGCUCAAAAUGGAAAAAAAAUAUUUUACUAAAUUAACAGUUUACCCAAAAUGGUCCAUGUAUUCAGGGAUUUGUUAUAUUUUUACUAUAAUUACUAUGUAUACAAAGUUAUAAAAUAAUGUAUUGAAUAUUUUAUUAGAUGAUCUUGAAAUUUGAAAGUAAAAUGAGUGUUUUUAUACUAUCCAUUGCUUGAAAAAUCAUCAGUUUCAAUCUCUAAAUGAAAGGGAGCUCAAAGUAAGGUACAAAAUAAAGGGAUUAAUAAAACAACAGAAUUAAUUUGCAAUGACAUAUUUUUUUAUAUAUGAACAAAUAAAUCAACAAAAUAAAACAGGAAUAAGAAACUGGCAUUAAACCCCAUUAAAAGACUCAUGAGAGCACAAAAGAAUUGUACAUUAUUGUGGAUGUUCUUGUGCUGGAAUGCAUAAAAUAUCACAAAUAUAAUACAAAGUAUGUCGAAACGUUUUUCAACAAAUUUAUCUCUUACAAACAUUUAUAUUUUUAGGGAACAGGGAAAAUAUAAAUAAAAAGUGGUCCACCAUUUACAUACAUUAUUAUCUCAACAAAAUAAGGCCUUAAUUACUGUUGCCCACCAAAACUUACAUUUAUAUUAACAGAAACGUUUCGAUCUCGGAAAUACAAAAAAUACCCUGCGAACAAGAAAAAAUUAAUAACCCCUAUAGCAAAAAUUACCCGUUUCAUAAACGCGUUGUAUCAGAGUUCCGAUUUCUGGGCGCUGAAGGAUGCGAGAAUGUUGGCUCUGAGUUGUAGGUCCUGUUUUUUGUCAGCUUUAAUUUUCCCCUCUGUCAAUAUUUUGUUUAAGCGUCUCUUUUCGUCCUCAAUGAAUGUUUCUUUUUCUAUCGCUUUUGUCAUGUAUUUGAUGUACGUUUUGGCUGUUUUCUUUUCGGCCUGUAAUGAAAAUCGUAAUAAUUUUAAAAAUAUUACAUAUUGAUAAAAAUUCUUGCCUCAUUCUGAAUUUUUUCAGCUUCCUGUUCAGUUUUCUCCAGAAUACUUUGUUUAUACAAACUGGAACCAGCAAAUUCGGCAGCCAGCAUAUCGAAUUUCUCCAAACAACCUUGCAAGCCUAAAUAAACGUUGCUGUGCUCUCUGAUGAACUUCUUGAUUUGGUCUUCGCUCCAGACGUGCUUGUUGCUCAUGCUGAAAGGUUCAUCUUCGCCUUUGACGAAUAAUCUUAGAGCGGGCCAGUCGUUUUUGGUUUUUAUGCCAAAUCUGAA